UUGCUUGUGGACAUGUGGCACACGGAACUAAGAGAGCGACUCAAGCUGAUCUCAGAGAUGUCAGCUAAACCGGAGAAGUGUUAUAACCCCCGCGACUCCACACUUAAAUUUACGGAUAAAGAAGAUGAGUUGGACUUUUUGUGCGAAGGGUUCAAGUCUCGAAGGGCCCUGAUGUCCUGUGGCCACGCUGUGACCCCGAUGUCUCUGACCAACUGGUGCCGCAGGCAGCUGGACCAGGGUGAAAGCAGAUUCAGGUGUGCCCAGGUUGGGUGUCCAGCAGUGUGGCCUUACACGGAGGUUCGUCGGAUGGCUCUUCUGACCACGGAAGAAAUGAAUUACUUUGAAAGAAACAUAGCUCUCAAUGCCACCAAGGAUAAAUUUGAUACCAAAUUAUGUCCUGGAUGCAAAUCUUCUGUGGUGAGAAAGAAUGAAUCCAAUCUGAGCGUCCGCUGCACGGUGUGCUCAACAAAGACAAAGCGGACCUACGAAUUCUGCUGGCAGUGUCUGAGGGAGUGGAAGGGUCCACGCCCACGGUCAGACCGCUGUGACAACGUCGACUGCUGCAACGACACGUUAAGAAUACUGAAGACCUGUCCAGAUAUCGUCUUCGAGUCUGUGAAAGAUGUGUCCGGCUGUCCCUCCAUCCGCGCCUGUCCCACCUGCGGGACACUGGCGGAGCACAACAAAACAAGAUGUAAGAACAUCGUCUGUCCCCGAUGCAAAGUGGAGUUUUGUUUUGUGUGCCUGAAGCUGAAAAGAGAGUGUUUGAAAACAAGUGACUAUUUCACAAAAUGCUCCAGUGGUGUUGCCCCUAGACAGACCUCUAUACCUGAGUGGCAGAAGAAAUAAUGUAAACGACACCAGACUCUAAGUUCUCUGGUUGUUUUUGAUGUAAGAAUGUCUUUUCUCAAGUAAUACCAGCGUGUCUUUGCUGUAUUUUCCAUGUUUGUCUGAUUUUGAUGAUUUGAAAUCCUGUGUCUUCAUGUCGGACUGUGUGAGUCCGACACACAGCAGACUGUGUUCUCCUAAUAAAACUUUGUUGUUUUUA
Molecule: messenger RNA, 1048 nt
Organism: Toxotes jaculatrix (banded archerfish)
Lineage: Eukaryota; Metazoa; Chordata; Actinopteri; Toxotidae
Product: probable E3 ubiquitin-protein ligase ARI7
Exons: 4
Coding region: 13-849 (278 amino acids)
Source: RefSeq, a predicted model, not a curated record